Magallana angulata is the source of this 2090-nucleotide messenger RNA. RefSeq lists its product as uncharacterized. The record is from RefSeq and is a predicted model, not a curated record. Lineage: Eukaryota; Metazoa; Mollusca; Bivalvia; Ostreida; Ostreidae. Bases 75 to 1346 code for a protein of 423 amino acids. The transcript has 4 exons. Gene Ontology annotation, molecular function: scavenger receptor activity.
GUAUUUAUAAGUAGUACUUAAUAUGUCUAACUUCCUCAUAAAGAGAUGUAUUGCUGUUUGUCUGUGGUACAGCGAUGGACAAUUCUUCUAAAUUGGUUGUACUGGUUUUUAUCAAAUUGAUUUGUUAUGGAAUUCUGGCAUCUGCUUCAGUGGACUGUCCUGUAGACUUUUAUGUCAAAAAUGGAGCUUGUACUGAUUGCCCAGAUGGAACUUUCGGACCAAAUUGCACCCAUACUUGUUCUUAUCCUACCUAUGGUAGAAGAUGUAUUUUAGAAUGUAAAUGCACUGGCAACCAAAAGUGUGACCCUGCAGAGGGAUGCAUAAACAAAAUCAAUGAUCAAAGUUCGACUUAUCUCUCAGGCAAUUUCACAGCAGAUACUUGGAAAACUAAACCAGUUACAGAAUCUAUUACCGAAAUAGCUCAAAAGAUAACCUUGCAACAACAGUCUGUCAGACCUAGCACAAGUAACGUUGUACCCCAAACUUCAUCGGAUGUUUCUUCGACGAUAUUUACAUUCAAAACGGAACAUUUAAACACUGCUAGCGAAUUCAUCCAAGUAAAAACUGGGAGUCCAGCAUCUCAAAACAACACAGUCAUUAUCGUGAUCGUCAUUGUAGGCUCAAUAGUCAUAUUACUGCUUGUUGUUGUUAUUGCUGUGCAAAUUAGAGGAAAGCAAAAAAGAAGAGUUCAUAUGAGGGAAACUGUAUCGUUCACCAGAGGUCAUAGUAGCACAUACUGCGAAAUAGACGACCAAAUGGUUCCUUCUACCUCUGAUUAUCACUUGAUAAAUGAUGACUACGAACACCUUAAACAGAGUGAAGCAGAUAGGACAAAAUACUCAACGCUUCCUACAAAAAUAAACGAGGCGGAAAAAGGUGGCUACUUGUCCCCAAAAUCUAAAACAUUACAAAAGGUCUGGUGCGCUGAAAAACUUCCAUUGAAUAAUGAAAAGCAUGGACCUACUCGGCACUCAAUACAAGACAUCAACUUACAUUAUACAGCUCUUCCAACAAAACGUAAGGCUACGUCUGAACUUAUUAGUCACAAAACUCCAUUGGCAAAUUCCGCUUUCAAAUCUGAUUAUGAAACAGAAAGCAGUGAAGGGCAUGUCAAACCCCAGCAAAUUGAUGAAGAGUAUCCAGUUCAUUUGAGGAAGGCUGAAGAAAACCUGGACACCAACGUAUUAAGAGUUCCGAAAUCAGUAAAGAUUUCUACUGAUAGUUACAUUGAUAUGGAUAAAGGUACAAAACUUGAUGAAUAUGUAGCUAUGGAGGAACAUGGUAAAAAGAUAACAAAGCAUUGCGAAAGUGAAGAAAAAUUAGAAAUAACGGACACUUACAAAUGAAUAGAUCAAAACAUAUAACUCAUUAAUUUGAAAUUAGGUCAACUACAUGUUCAUUGGAAAUAAUUGUACAUGUUUUUGUUUUGGGUUUAUUUUGUGGUUUUUUUUUUUAAUUUUGUUUUUGGUUGCAAUUUAAUCUUGGUUUUUGUUUGUUUUUUGAUAUCUUUAUAUUAUUAUAGAGGUGUCAUUAAAUACUUUAUUUUAUUGAUGAAGUUUUUUGCUCUAUUAUACCAUUUUACCUUAUUACUUAGUUCGAAAUGUACAAAUAUUUUUACUGAACAAAUUAGAAUAAAAACUAAUUAAUUGCAUUUCAAAUCAAGAUACUAAUCUUAAAAUGGCGCUUUUGGCUUAUUUGCUACAAAAUCAGAAAACCAAGGUCAAGAUAUGAUAUUAUAUAUUUCUUUAUCAUUUUAUAUUUUUUGUACUAAUGAUAACGCUCUUAAAAUUAAAAAAAAAUUCCCUCCAAAACUCAUAUUCCGUGUUUUGAUUGCUUUGAGUAGAUGCUUUAGUGUAUAGGGAGACGGCCUGUUAUGCUGUAUAAUAUUUUUACUUCCAAAACAUUUUGAUAUUUUUCAUUGUGCUCUAUCGUAAUUUUUAUCGUAACCUUUAUUGCUGUAAAAUAUCAUCAAGUACUUGUUAUAACUCAGAUUCAAACAGAAUUAUUGAGUAUGUUUCACGUGUACUUUAUGUGUCAAUAAAACUUUUCACCAUAAGCCUGUUGAAUUGAAUAAAACAUCUUAAUUUGAG